UCCAACCGUGGGUGAUGACCUCAGGAGCGUGAAAAAUUAUUUUGAACUAAGCAAACUCGGUAAUAGUCAGAUUGUGUUCAUAUUCGGUUCGGGCAGCGGCAGCGGAUAGUGGUUCGCGAAUUUCAGAAUUUUAGAAUUUCAACAUUGUGAAGUGAACAAAAUAUUGGUUUUGAAUUGAUUUCCAAAACAAAAUUCUAAACGCACACACGUACCAAGUACACUGCGCUGGCUCCUAUUUAUUUAACAACUGUGUUAUUAAUUACCCGAUGAAAGAUCUAAAUUAGUGAAAAUAUUUAUUUCGGAGAAAACGUAGGUAAAUGUCGAAAGCAUUUCCGGUAGUCUGCCCUUUGAUUUAUUAUCCAUAAUUCGGUCUGAAUCUCCAUCGUCCCAAUAGUCAUAUAGAGCGGGACUCUAGGAAGCAAGUACGUUCAUAACAAAUUUAUAUACCUUCAGCUCAAAAUGAAUUUCUCGAAUUACGAUGAGAAAUUCAAUGCAACACCCAUUAUAGAUGCCCAACUUGAGGAACUUGUUACGGUUAUAGUGCCGGUGUUUUUUGGACUUAUUGCCAUCACAGGAUUUCUGGGCAAUAGUCUGGUGAUAUUUGUGGUGCUGGCCAAUCCGCAGAUGCGGUCCACCACCAAUUUGCUAAUUAUGAAUUUGGCCAUUGCGGAUCUAUUGUUUGUGAUAUUUUGCAUACCCUUUACGGCCAGCGAUUAUAUGUUUUACAUUUGGCCAUUUGGGGAAGCCUGGUGUUGUUUCGUUCAGUAUAUGAUUGUGGCAACAGUGAUGGUUAGUAUUUAUACGUUGGUGUUGAUGUCGGUGGAUCGAUUUUUGGCGGUUGUUCAUCCGAUAUGGUCGAGGGCGAUACGAACGGAGAAGACGACAAAAAUUGCCAUAUUCACAGUGUGGAGUGUGAUAGUUGUGGCAUCGGUGCCGGUAUUUUUUACACAUGCAUUAGAGGAUAUUCCGGACGAGCCCCAUCGAUGGCUGCUGUGCCGAUUUGAUUCGAAGAACGAUUAUAUCUCAUGGUCGACAUAUCACAUUACAUUCAUGAUUGCCUCCUACUUUCUGCCGCUGAUCAUAAUUAGCGGUCUGUACAUCCGGAUGAUAACGAGCCUGUGGCAGCAGGGCGCCGGGGUUAAGAUGUCCGAGGAGUCGCAGCGGGGCCGGAAACGCGUAACUCGGCUGGUGGUUGUGGUGGUUAUUGCAUUCGCCUCCCUCUGGCUUCCAAUACAGAUAAUUAUGGUUCUGAAGAGUUUCGAUUUGUACCAAGCCACUUCCACCUGGACGGUUAUUUUGCAAAUAAUCGCGCACUUGCUAGCGUAUACGAGCUCUUGUAUUAAUCCCGUGCUCUACGCUUUUCUAUCGGAAAAUUUCCGUAAAGCUUUUCAUAAGGCCGUCAAUUGCUCCCCCAGAUAUCAAAGUUGUAAUUCACAUCUACCACCGCCGAGAAGAACAUCAAAUGCUAGAACUUCAACAACAAGUAUGUGAAUAAUAUGUGAAGUGAAUUGAAAUUAAAAUUUAAAAAAAUAAAUUCAACAACUGAAUGUGGUUUUUGUUUGUAAAUAUUAAAACAUUAUUGUUUAUAUUUAAAAAAUAAAAUGUGAAAACAUCAUUACUUUUAUCACGUUUUGGUAUUUUUUGUUUUGUAAUGUGUGUCCUCUUUAACGCUCGCACAUAAGUGUACAAUAAUUUUAAGCAUUUUUU
Messenger RNA from Eupeodes corollae, 1707 nucleotides. It is a transcript of the gene AstA-R2, whose product is annotated as allatostatin-A receptor. Gene Ontology annotation, molecular function: neuropeptide Y receptor activity. Bases 460 to 1491 code for a protein of 343 amino acids. Gene Ontology annotation, biological process: G protein-coupled receptor signaling pathway. The transcript is spliced from 4 exons. NCBI's taxonomy places the organism in Eukaryota, Metazoa, Arthropoda, Insecta, Diptera, Syrphidae. Gene Ontology annotation, cellular component: membrane. The record is from RefSeq and is a predicted model, not a curated record.